Dendronephthya gigantea is the source of this 638-nucleotide messenger RNA. RefSeq lists its product as uncharacterized. The coding region runs from base 54 to 638 and encodes 194 amino acids. The record is from RefSeq and is a predicted model, not a curated record. Lineage: Eukaryota; Metazoa; Cnidaria; Anthozoa; Malacalcyonacea; Nephtheidae. The transcript has a single exon.
CUGACAUUUGGAAGCUUGUUGCUCGUUUUUCAAACAACGACGGAAAAAAUUGGAUGAAAGAUGCCAAUUUCUGGUUUGACAGAACCUCACCUUACGGAGGUACAAGGGAUCCUUCCUUGAACCAGGACAUGAUAUCCGAAGCUUUUUGGUUUUCACUCGCGAAUAACAUAAAAAUUACCAGAAGUGAUGAUUCAACACAUACAGCUCUGUUAGAAACAACCAACAAUUGUCUGAAUGGGAAAACAUUUCGUCAGUUUAUUACUUCUUUUGGAAACUUUCGUAAUGGAGCUGUUUGGUCGAACGAAAAAUGUCUGGGUAGUUGUGCGAUCAAAUAUGGCGGGUUAUAUCAGAGCACGACUGGAUUUGGGAUGCAUAGUUGCAGCAGUGAUAUUCAAAGUAGUAACAAUAUCGGGUUUUGGUGUGAUUGGACUGAUGGUGAUGCUGCAGUGAUGAUGAUUGGUGGAGGUGGAAGUGGUUGCGGUAGAGCAGAUCAUGGGAUUGGAAUAACAGAAGCUGAUUCGGCAAUUUUUGGUGGUAGCAUAACUUACGCGGACUUUGGCUAUGAGACAAAAGUAGGCGUCCAGUAUGUCGAAAGCGACCUUCAAAAAUCGUACGCUUUAAAUUUGUGGGUCCGUUAA